ACAACUCAAUAAAGAGAAAUCGGCCCAAUCAGCCCUGUUUUUACUAGAGGCUCACUCACAAAGCGCCCUUGAAGAGCAGAAAGUAAGCCAUAUUUUGUGGAGCGUAAGAAGGGUAUAGAGGUUGGCCUCUAAACUCAUUGAAAUUCAAGCAACCCUGAUCGUCAAUACCAAUUAACUAGUAACAUUAACAGGCACUAAGGAGUAACUGCAAAAUGGAGGAAAGUGUUGUAUCAGAUUGGAGUUCCGACAAUUGCAGUUGUCCUAACCGCGACAUGCAAAGUAACCGUGGCCCGCAGAAUCCGAAUAUUUCGAGCCGUGGACAACCCUACAAUGGCGUUGCCAACUCUGGCAAUGCUAUUGGCAACUCACCCAUGCCAAUUGAUCCGCCCCCAAAGACUUAUCCCACAGAGCCUCCCCCUAACCAAGCUUUUUAUUACAACGCGGCAACGGCAAGUAAAUGUGGGGCCUCACGGGUCAUUGUGCCAAGUAGAAACUUCAAAUCAACCAAUAAAUCGGCAACUAGCGCCCAUCUUGCCGCCAAUGAUAGUGUUUAUAAUAUUGAAGCUCUGGACCGCGGGACCAAGAAUGAUUUUAUGGCGCACAGAAAACUACAAGGAACAAGAAAAGUGUCAACGAAUCCGUUUGAAAUUGCCAACGAAGGCGUUUAUAAUAUCGAAUCUCUGAACCGCGGGACCAAAAAUGAUUAUAUGGCGCAAAGAAAACUACAAGGAACAAGAAAAGUGUCAACGAAUCCGUUUGAAAUUGCCAACGAAGGCGUUUACAAUAUUGAAUCUCUGAACCGCGGGACCAAGAAUGAUUAUAUGGCGCAAAGAAAACUACAAGGAACAAGAAAAGUGUCAACGAAUCCGUUUGAAAUUGCCAACGAAGGCGUUUACAAUAUUGAAUCUCUGAACCGCGGGACCAAGAAUGAUUAUAUGGCGCAAAGAAAACUACAAGGAACAAGAAAAGUGUCAACGAAUCCGUUUGAAAUUGCCAACGAAGGCGUUUACAAUAUUGAAUCUCUGAACCGCGGAACCACGAAUGAUUAUAUGGCGCAAAGAAAACUACAAGGAACAAGAAAAGUGUCAACGAAUCCGUUUGAAAUUGCCAACGAAGGCGUUUACAAUAUUGAAUCUCUGAACCGCGGAACCACGAAUGAUUAUAUGGCGCAAAGAAAACUACAAGGAACAAGAAAAGUGUCAACGAAUCCGUUUGAAUUUGCCAACGAAAGCGUUUAUAAUAUCGAUUCUCUGAACUGCGAGAACCUAAGGGUUAAUGUUCCGUAUGAGACAACCAUGGCAGAUGACGAGAGCCGAUUUAAUGACCAACAAGUCCAUGUCUAACCAAGUCAAAAAACCAUCUAAAGCUAUUGAAGCAAAAAGAUCAUUUGAAGGCCAACUUUCCUCGCGCCAUGUUACACUUCUAAUUUAAUUGAUCCGUAUUAUUAUCCAUCAACUCUGGAAUUUUAGGCAUGGCAUUAUGAAAGUUUCGUCAAGAGAGCUGGAUUCCCUGAACCUGUCCACGGUGUCAGUUGAUCCCAUAGACCCCUUUGACAUUACCGGCAGAAUCUCGUUCCUUGAAUACAACACCCACGUUGCUUUUUCCACCGACAAAUGGCCUGAUCUCAUCAGUUCCCUCGGGUGCCUUCAUCUUUGCUUUCGGUUUCAUCAACAUGCUCUUGCUCCUAUUCGCAAUUAGCUAAUCAAAAAGGCGCCAUGAUGUAAUCAAACCCGUGGAGAGGACCGCCGUUGUCUCACCGACAAUAACCGGGUCGUCAAUUGAGACUAAAUUACGUUCGGCUCUUCACCAUCCUGGAGACUUGGAAGAAACGCCAACAUCUUGAACAUCAUUCCAAGUUAUCUUGGAGUUGGAAAUGAUGGGAAGAACUCUGUAUUUGAUAGCCAUUCGGAGGUCAACCCUAAUCAGCCUAUGAAGAGUGAACCCGAUUUGUUUGAUUUCCAUGUGCGUAACUAUUUGUUUGCCGUCAAGGCUAAGAAUAACUUUGCGUAGAAUUUAAACGCUUAUUUGUUACUUUUA
This is a messenger RNA of Tigriopus californicus, 2037 nucleotides long. RefSeq lists its product as uncharacterized. The record is from RefSeq and is a predicted model, not a curated record. The transcript is spliced from 2 exons. Lineage: Eukaryota; Metazoa; Arthropoda; Copepoda; Harpacticoida; Harpacticidae. Bases 213 to 1343 code for a protein of 376 amino acids.